UUCUGUCACACACAGUGUCAGUCACACAGUUUCACUGGAGCUGUUAACUUCAGGAACUCAUUUUCUCUGUGGAUACCUCGUCCUCCUCACUUGAUGAGCCCUUUCUUUAGCUGUUGAUUUGAACACAUUUUAUUAAGAGGUUAACAUAUUGCUGCCGAGCUAAAUCACCUGUGGACUCUAAUUUUGUUAUCACAUCUGCCGGACAUUUUCUUUAACGCCUGGUAAAAAUGUCCCACCCCAGCACUCUGGAUUUAGACAGAUACAGCAGCUUGGAGAAAUCUCGUCGCUCUACUGGCCGCAGCCAGCCCAGGGCUGAGGCCAAGCCCGGGGAAGUCCUGUGUGACUUCUGCACAACACGGAAGCAGAGGGCUGAGAAGUCCUGCUUGGUGUGUCUGGCAUCUUACUGCGAGACCCACCUCCAGUCUCACUAUGAGUACCCUGCCAUGAUGAAGCACAAACUGGUCAAAGCUACAGGCCAGAUGAGAGAGAAGAUCUGUGCACAGCACGACAAGCUUCUGGAGGCUUUUUGCCGCACUGAUCAGACAUCAGUGUGUGUCCUGUGCAUGAUGGACGAACACAAACACCACGACAUCGUCCCAGCUGGAACUGAGAGGACUGAGAAACAGAAACAACUUGGUACCACACUGCACAAAUCUCAACAGAGGAUUGACCAGAGAAUUAAAAAGUGGCAGGACCUUCGACAAGCCGUUGAAUCAGUUAAACACUCUGCUCAGACAGUCCUAGAGGAGAAUGAGCGGAUCUUCACUGAGCUUCUGCUUUCCAUCGAGAGGAAGUACAAUGAAGUCAAGGAGAUGAUCCGCUCCCAUGAGAAGACCACCGUGACACGGGGGGAGAUUCUGCUGGACCGCUUGGAGGAAGAGAUCACGCUGCUGAGGAAGAGACACACUGACCUGGAGAAGCUCUCACACACUGACGAUCACAUACACUUUCUACAGAGCUGGCAGUCUCUGUCGGGCCCCUCGGGAUACGAAGACCUCAACAACAUCAGCGUCGCUCCCUAUUACUCCUUUGAUGCUACCAAGAGAGCCAUUGCAGCGCUGAAACUACAGGUAGAAGAAGUCAGCAAGGCAGAAAUGAACAAAAUUUCAGGAACAGUGAAGGAAGUCUACAUAACACAAGAAGGUGAGACCAAGACGAGGAGGGAAUCGAUUUUGAGGGAAGGACCAAAGACAAGAGAGGAACCAAAGACAAGAGAAGAUUUCAUGAAGUACUCUUGCCAGCUGAUUCUGGAUGUCAACACUGUCCACCCCAACCUUCACCUCUCCGAGGGCAACCGAACAGCUACGAUGAAGAAUGAGCCGAAGAACUACCCCAACCACCCAGACCGAUUCGACCACUGGCAGCAGAUAUUGUGCAAGGAGAGCGUGAGUGGGGCUCGUUGUUACUGGGAGGUGGACUGGAAAGGAACAGAGAUAGACAUUGCCGUUACUUACAGGGGAAUCCGCCGUAAAGGAAAUGGCAACGAAUGCAGCCUGGGCUGGAACGACAAGUCCUGGAGUCUGUACUGCUCUGACUCCAAAUUCUCCUUUGUGCACAACAAUAAGAGCAAAGACAUUCCAGCUCCAAUGUCAUCUCGUAUUGGCAUCUACCUGGAUCAUGCAGCAGGAACACUUGCAUUUUACAGUGUCUCUGAUAGCAUGAAGCUUCUGCACAGAGUCCAGACCACAUUCACAGAGCCCCUCUACCCUGCAUUCAGUGUGUGGGGCUUUGGUACUAGCAUAAGACUGUAGGAGAGUUGCCAAAGUGCCAGUAAUUGGCAUAGAAUUUAUGCAAUAUUAUAAAUAUUGCUGUGAAAUUUGAAACAGGGUAUUUCAUUAGUUCUGGUUUGGUUCACUUUUUGAUUAAAGUUAUUUUUUCCCUCAUGAACUAUUUGAGAAAUAUUUUGAACAAUCCAACUCAUCAGUUUUUGUUCUUUUGAUCACUCUUGUUGCUAUGGGGCAAUCUACUCUGAAAAAAAAUGUUAGUUUUAACUAGAAAGAAAAUGCAACAAUUGAUUAUCAUGUCAUUUUUUUGAUGUCUCAUAUAUUUUUCUUUAUCAUGUUAACCCAUGUAAUAUUUACAUAACUGGUUAUAAAUGCUGUCUGUGAAAUUAAACGGUAGUUUCUAAAAUCCUGAAGUUAUCACUGAUU
Chelmon rostratus (copperband butterflyfish) is the source of this 2150-nucleotide messenger RNA. Its product is annotated as tripartite motif-containing protein 16-like. The transcript has 7 exons. NCBI's taxonomy places the organism in Eukaryota, Metazoa, Chordata, Actinopteri, Chaetodontiformes, Chaetodontidae. Gene Ontology annotation, molecular function: zinc ion binding; protein binding. The coding region runs from base 228 to 1751 and encodes 507 amino acids. The record is from RefSeq and is a predicted model, not a curated record.